AUGGCGAAAGUGCUUCUGCUGAGUCUCAGUUUUGUCCUCUGUCUGACGUCAGGAUGGACAUUUUGUCCUUCAAAGUGCACCUGCGACGGUGACAAGAACUUGCGUGUGUCGUGCGCCGAGGCGGGCCUCGAAGUUGUGCCAAUUCAGCUGAAUCCCGACGUGAAAUUCAUCAAUCUCGCCAUGAAUCUCAUCACAAAUGUCCACUACACGCUGCCCUUCUACACACACCUGGAGACACUGGAUCUCUCCCAGAAUCGCAUUGACACGCUGGGUGCGAAGAAUUUUGAGUAUCAGAGCAAUUUGCAGCGUCUGGACUUGAGUCGGAAUCUCAUCACGACACUGGGCAAGGAUGCUUUCAGAGGAUUGAAGCGUCUGCUGUCGCUCAACAUGAGCAGCAACUUCAUCGAGGGCAUCCACAGUGGUGCUCUGGUGGAUCUCAUUGCUCUCACGGAGCUCGAUCUCACCAACAAUCGCAUCAUCAGCCUCGAGGACACAUCCUUUCGCUCCCUGGGCGCACUUCAGCUGCUCCUGCUGGAGAACAAUCAGAUCCUCGAGGUGCCGACCAGCAAUCUCGUCUACUGUCAUCAGCUGAGACGCCUCGAUCUCACCGGAAACUUCAUCGAAUCCGUCCGCAAUGAGAGCUUCCUCGGCCUCAGGCUGCUCGACGCCCUGGAGCUGGACGGGAAUGUGAUCAGGGAUGUGGAUGUGGACGCCUUCACAGGCCUGCAAGCCCUCGCGUGGCUCAACUUUGCCGACAACAACUUGACAGUAAUGCCGACCGUACAAUUGUCGAAGCUGUCGAAUCUAACGAAUUUAUCACUGAGUGGAAAUAGUUUCUCAUAUUUGCCCGCGGUGGCGCUAUUGAAUUUAUUCAACUUGCGAGAGCUGCAACUCGAUCGUCUCGAGCGCUUGACUCGAAUUGAUUCACGGGCUUUUGUGGACAAUACCCAUCUCCAGCACGUGUCACUGGAUGGGAAUCAGGCAUUCUGUGAUCUGCCGCCGCGCCUCUUCCACGGCAAUCCCAACUUGGAGGAUGUGUCGAUGCGCGGCGGCGGCCUGAGGACACUGGAUGCCGUGCAGUUUCCGCUGGAUCGACUGCGGCGUCUGCAGCUGGCGGACAAUCCGCUGGAGUGCAACUGCUCGCUGCUGUGGCUGUGGCGACUGGUGCACGAGGAGGAGCGCCUGGAUGCGGAGGGCGGCGCCCCGAGUAGCCUCAGUCUGGACAGCGAGGCCAUCGGCUGCGACGUGGUGGAGGACAACGUGCGCCUCCGUCGACGUCUGAAGGACAUGUCCGAGGGUGAGAUGGAGUGUCCGGCGCGCCUGGUCACCAUCGUGUGCGCCGUGCUGUCGGUGCUGCUCGUGACAAUGGCGGGCGUGAGUGUUGUGCUGUAUCUGCAGUUUGCGCGACGCCGGAAGCGCAUCAUGGAGGAGCGCAAGAAUGUGAAUGAGCGCAUUGUCCCGCAGCAGAUUGACAAGAUGGAGCUGGAGCGAUAUCUGCAGGCUCAGGCGCUGACCAGUGAGUAUCGCACGCUGCGCCCCUGGGAGAUUCCCAUCAAGGAGGCCGAGCGCGAGGAGCCGGAUCACUAUGAGAAGUUCGACUACUUCGAUCACCGUCGCAUGCCGACGCCCAAGGGCACCCCCACGCCCCACGUCGUCUACGUAUGACUCCCAGGAGUCCAGCAGCGUCACAUCAUUCACAGGCACAACACUGAUCGAAGACCACCCCCAGAUACGUGAAGUCAGUGACAAAAGGGAUAGUCAGAUUGGAUGAACAAGGCGCUCCACGACAAGUCCGGCAGCGAGAUAUUAUCUCCGUUGAUAGCUCUCCGGAACGCGGCGGUAGGAAGCGCAUUGCCCGCGAUUUACUGCUCAAGAUCAUGGAGCAACAUUCAGCCCUCUGGAUGCCGUGGAGCAAGAUUUCUUGCACCACCCCCAUCUCUAAUCUAAUCUAAUCCUUUCGUGGAUCAUCCGCAAGUCUGUAAUCAGUCUAACUUUCAAGCUCCUCUUUUUCACGCACAAACUGCAUUUCCAGCCAAUUUUCUCUCUCUUUCUCUCUGUCUUAAAACCCUUUCCUCCCCCCUCCCCAAAAAUUAGUGGUAAAGGAUAAAGAAAGAAAUUCUUCAAUGUGGUGCUAAAUAAUUGUGUGAGAGGAAUAAAAAAGAUGAGAUAAACAUGACUUUCUGAUUAAGUGUAUAGAGAGCGAAGAGUAAAUUGUAGUAGAAUAGAUAGAAAGUGUAGUGUUUAAGGGAAAAUAUCUCAAUUUUGCUGCAGUCACGAAGAAUGAAAUCCAUGUGUGUGUGUGUCACUUUAAGGAUAAGAAUACGCAACAAUUCCCGAUAUUUAACACUCCUUUGUUGUUCUUUUCUUUCACAAAUCACCACAAGAAACCCGACAAUAUCUAUAUAUAUAUAUAUAUAUAUGACAUAAAAUCUCCCUGCUCUAGAGCUUUCCAUGAGGACUGGGGAUGACCCCCCAGUCAAAACCACACACCCCCCACACAAAAAACCCAUCAUUUUCUGUGUAUCUUUUAGUUUAGGAUGUCGAGAGAGAGAAAAAAAAGGGG
Molecule: messenger RNA, 2563 nt
Organism: Phlebotomus argentipes
Lineage: Eukaryota; Metazoa; Arthropoda; Insecta; Diptera; Psychodidae
Product: slit homolog 2 protein-like
Exons: 4
Coding region: 1-1665 (554 amino acids)
Molecular function (GO): protein binding
Source: RefSeq, a predicted model, not a curated record